This is a messenger RNA of Dunckerocampus dactyliophorus (ringed pipefish), 1834 nucleotides long. RefSeq names its product cyclin B2 (gene ccnb2). Gene Ontology annotation, molecular function: cyclin-dependent protein serine/threonine kinase regulator activity. Lineage: Eukaryota; Metazoa; Chordata; Actinopteri; Syngnathiformes; Syngnathidae. Gene Ontology annotation, biological process: regulation of cyclin-dependent protein serine/threonine kinase activity; mitotic cell cycle phase transition. Bases 514 to 1665 code for a protein of 383 amino acids. Gene Ontology annotation, cellular component: cyclin-dependent protein kinase holoenzyme complex; nucleus; cytoplasm. The record is from RefSeq and is a predicted model, not a curated record. The transcript is spliced from 8 exons.
ACUGAGGGUCAAUUGUCAGGUGCCCCGUGAACACAUCGCGUCAUCAAUGCGCAGGUCACGUGACAUGCUGGUAAAGGAGCCAGGCCUGGGUCUGGUCUCUACCAGUGAUAGGAAACUUGAUUCCUUGUACUGACUCUAGUUCUUAUGUCUAAUAAGUUAUGAGUUACUCAAUCGGGUACUCGAUUCACUCGAGUCACCCGACACAUAAACUCACACAUGCACAGAAAUGUCCCUCAUCCUGACAUAUUCCAUCUAAAUUUCAAUAUGAAAGCUCAGUUAUUUGUAAUAAGCGUCCACGCUUUUGUUUAAUGGCUACCCUUAACCCCUUACUUUUAACCAAUCCGUAGCGGCCUAUUGAAGCAUUGUCCAAUCAAAAUUGACUCUGCGAUAUUUGAAUGCUGCGCAUGCGCCGUGAGGUACUUGUGGCUCUCAGGGUUCGUCUUUCGUCUUAUCAGCUGCUUCUGCUUCAGUUUUUACCCCCCACUUUUACCUUUUGUUCAUUUAAAUUGAAUCAUGUCGUCUGUGCAUGCUCCGGCUGCGAUGGUUCCAGUCGCUGAGAAUCCCAUCAAGGGUAAAAGCACAUUUGGGUCACGGAGGGCUGCCCUAGGAGAGAUUACAAAUUGUCCUGGGGCAGCAGUCGUCGUCACUAAGAAGGGACAGACCAGAGCCUGUAGAGCUCAGAAAGCUAAAGUUCAGCCAGUCCAGGUUCAAGCUCCAGCAGACCCACUUCCCCCAGUUGCUGAGGCGUUGGCUGAUGUGUCCAUGAAGGAGGAAGAGGAGCAGGAACUGUGCCAAGCUUUCUCGGACGCAAUGCUCCCCGUACAUGAUGUUGACGAGGAUGAUGGUGACCUGCCACAGCUCUGCUCGGAAUAUGUGAAAGAAAUCUACAGAUAUCUGCACCAGCUGGAGGUGCAGCAGCCCAUACACUCAAACUACAUGAAGGGUUACGAAAUCACGGAUCGCAUGCGAGCGCUUCUCAUCGACUGGAUGGUCCAGGUUCAUUCCAGCUUCCAGCUGCUGCAGGAGACCUUGUACCUCUCAGUCGCUGUCCUCGAUCGUUUUCUCCAGGCCCAGCCCGUUUCUCGCAGAAAGCUGCAGCUGGUUGGCGUGACUGCGAUGCUGGUUGCCUGCAAGUACGAGGAGAUGUAUGCCCCGGAGGUGGGAGACUUCGCCUACAUCACAGACAACGCCUUCACCAAGGCUCAGAUUUUGGAGAUGGAGCAGCUGGUUCUGAAGACGCUCAACUUCCAGCUGGGCCGUCCUCUGCCGCUGCACUUCCUCAGGAGAGCUUCAAAAGUGUCGAAUUCUGACACAGCGAGACACAUGCUGGCCAAGUAUCUGAUGGAGCUGACUCUUAUCGACUACGACAUGGUGCACUAUCGCCCCUCUGAGAUUGCUGCUGCAGCUCUGUGCCUUGCCCAACUGCUGCUGAACAGACUGCCUUGGUCUAGCACACAGCAGCAUUACUCCACGUACGAUGAGGCCCACUUGAAGACCAUCAUGCAGCACAUGGCCAAGAAUGUGGUGAUGGUGAACGAGGGGAAAACAAAGUUCCAGGCUGUCAGGAACAAGUACUCCAGCAGUAAGCUGAUGAAGAUCAGUCUCAUUCCUCAGCUGAAGUCCACGCUCAUCUGCAACAUGGCAGCUGCUGUCCAUGAUUCUUGAAUCCUUGGCUGCGAGAAUUUGUUCCACUUCCAUUUGCACUUUAUUUUAAUUUCAUUCUUUUUAAUGUUUUAUGAUUCUUUUUAUUCCAAACAUUGUAGUUUUGUUCAUUUAUGUUUGCACGUUUUAUGCCACCAUGUUUGGUUUCUUAUUAAAAGUCUUUGCGCAGGAA